AUGGCAAGUGUCAGGGACAGCGACAUAUCUUUAUGGCUGCACAACAAAUUGGGUACGACCAGCGACACAUGGAUAAGUGGCUCCAUAUGUACACAAUUGACGUCCGAUGUGUUGCGUAAUAUAAAAGAUUGCUUCCCCGAUUUACAAACUCAAGUAAAACUGAAACUGUUACUAUCAUUUUUUCAUAUUCCAAGAAGAAAUAUUGCAGAAUGGAGAACAGAACUAGAAGAAAUCUUAGAAGUCGCUUGCGUAGAUAGUGAACAGUGGGUAUCUAUGUUAGCCGAAAUGAUGAAAACAUUCCCAUCGACCGGUAGCCUCAAUGUAACAGAAUUUUUUCAUAAUGAAGACAAUAACAGAAUAUUCAAUGAUUUAAUUACAGAUUUAAAAAAAUUAGUACGAAAAAAUAUGGAUUACACAAUGUUGCCUUUAGAAUGUCUUUAUUUGAACAAAAAUGCUCUAAUUAAUGUUGUGGGCCAACCGCCUACUGCAAUAAAGCAUUUUAACUUAAAAAGAAAACCCAAAGCAGCGGCUAUUAAAGCUGAACUUUUACAAAAAGCUGGUGAUGCAGCUAAUCAUAUUAAGAAGCAUGCAGCUCCCACUGUUCCAGUACGAUCGAGAGGCAUGCCUCGUAAAAUGACUGAUACAACUCCUUUAAAAGGCAUACCAAGCCGCUCAAUACCUAGUGGUGGAUUCCGUUCUAAUCCUGUAAAUAGCACUAUGGCUACUCCUGCAAGACCGGGAGUGCGUAAAGACUGUGGUAUUAAAAUAUUAGAAAUAACUGAGCAACCUAUAGGUUAUGCUCAAGCUAAAAAGCGUAAGAAGGCUGAAAUGGAAGAAAACAAACGUCUUUUGGAAGCUAAUAAUGUAUCAACUUCUGGAACAACUUGUCAGCCAAUUACAAAAACUGAAGUUACAUCCACAACACCAGACUAUGCUGCUGGCUUAGCUCCUCUAAACCCACCCACUCCAGCACCAUCUACACCUCAACACGUACCUAGUUAUAUAGCGCCUGCUACGCCUAUACCAGCAGAACCUCUAAAUGAGCCUGCAAGUGUUUCAAGCGCUACUCAACCAGAAGCUGAAUCUCCACCUGCUGCUCCGGCUGCUUCAAAAGUCAUUCAUCCACCAAUGGUGCAAAUGCAAGUGCGCUCACAGACUGCCCAAGUUGGGGUAUCUACAACAACUACUUCAAAUACCGCUGCUCCAACACAGCUUUCUCUAACGAGGAGUCAAAUGGAAGAAGCACAGGACAUGUUUAGAAAUGCUAAUAAAGUAACUCGUCCAGAAAAAGCAUUAAUAUUAGGAUUCAUGGCAGGGAGUCGAGACAACCCGUGUCCUCAAUUGGGCAGCCUAGUAACCGUUAAAUUGAGCGAAGAUCAUGAGACUGUAUUGCAAAAUGACCACACCUUAGUAAACAUGCUAGUUGAAACACACUUCCAAAUGAAUUAUAAUACAGGAGAAUGGAAAAGAAUAAAGAAAUAUAUCGAGCUGGACAGAACAAGUAUGCCAGUAGCCAGUAGUCAACUGGCUGCAUUAGCAGCUGCCGCCACUGCAUUACAAAAUCAAUCUUGA
Messenger RNA from Macrosiphum euphorbiae (potato aphid), 1572 nucleotides. The record is from the annotation of a GenBank genome assembly. Lineage: Eukaryota; Metazoa; Arthropoda; Insecta; Hemiptera; Aphididae.